Molecule: messenger RNA, 546 nt
Organism: Suillus fuscotomentosus
Lineage: Eukaryota; Fungi; Basidiomycota; Agaricomycetes; Boletales; Suillaceae
Exons: 2
Coding region: 50-418 (122 amino acids)
Source: RefSeq, a predicted model, not a curated record
CUCAUGUCAAUCGACAAAUUUCACCCUGCUCAAUUACUUAAAUUCGCGCAUGGGAUUCGCGCUGGCUCUUUGGCUCUUGCCGACUAAAAUCCUCUCGUACAUGUUCGUUUACUGUCUCCCAGAAGACGAGUACUCGUACGUCUCGCCGCCAGUAGAUGGGAUCAUGCAGUGGUCAGGCAACGUCCAGUCUUGCCACGUCCAGUCUUGCCGAUCCCAUACUUCCCCUCUCCGGCUUUUCGUCAGCUCAAUCACCAGAGACCAUAUCACAGCGACAUGCUCUAAGCGAGACAAGCAAGGUGUCUGCCGACGCAGGCGGGGAUGCCAAAUUCCAUACGGAAAAUAUGUAAUGGUGGCGCGAGUGAUGUUGCUUCUUGGGACCAUAGAGCAAUUCACGCUAUACAGUUCUAAGAAGCAAUAGAAGCCAGGGUGGUCUUAAAUCGGUAGCAGCCUGUAUUGAAUCGCUCACUUUGCUCUCUGAGUAGCAGUCAGACCAAGGCCAACAUCAUUACGUGGGGUGGUCUCGCACACCAGGUGCAGACAAAUGGU